This is a messenger RNA of Bombyx mori (domestic silkworm), 4135 nucleotides long. RefSeq lists its product as uncharacterized. The record is from RefSeq and is a predicted model, not a curated record. NCBI's taxonomy places the organism in Eukaryota, Metazoa, Arthropoda, Insecta, Lepidoptera, Bombycidae. The transcript is spliced from 4 exons. Bases 124 to 2019 code for a protein of 631 amino acids.
GAGAACUGUUUCCUGUACAACUCACUGAGCGUGGGCAUUAUCAUUCAGUUCGGUAGUGAACAACGUAACCGGGUGUAAAUUUAAUAAACUCUGUUUGAUAAAAAUGAAUAUAAAAAAAAGAAAAUGAGGGUCAGAAUCCGCAAAGUAAGGGGCUUAUUAACAAAGCUACUUUAUGUGGGAUGUUUAUGGAUCCUCUUUACUAGCUGCAAGAACAAUAAAACGAUAAGCCAAUUUGUGUCUUCAUUUAAACUAAGAAAUUUGCUACCGAGCUCAACUUUUUUUUCUGAAUUCAAUGAUUAUCUAAUUAGUACGCCGGGAUGUCACAUACCGAAUCAUGCGAUGAUGUUCACCAAAGCAAUUAAUUACAACCAUAAGUGUCCGGUUCGAGCGAUAUUUAUAAAGUAUUUGAAUAAUAAUAAGAUACUGUUUCAAAUUAAUAAAAAGCAAAUGCUGAAAUACGUGAAGAAAUCGAUGUAUUCUAGGAUUAAUUGCUGUUAUAAAUUCGUCACUGAAUCAAAGGACGGAAAGCUCACGUAUAGUAAAUGUUCAGGCUUUAAGAACGGAGGAAAAGUAAAAUUGCUUCAAGAAACUAUCCGGGUAACAUGUACAGUUAAGAAUAAGAAAGAUACGAACAUAAUCUACGAUGAUAUUUACAAAGUAAUAAUAAAACGUAAUGAUAAGAAACGAGCAAGUAAAUUGAAACCCUGGAAUGUCCUUGUAUUGGGAAUGAGCCAUAUGUCACGAAUGCGAUUUUAUAACGACAUGCCUAAAACCGGCAAUUUCUUUAAAGACAACGACUGGUUAGACUUCAGAGGAUUCAACAAAAUAACACGAGAGGCUCUAUCAAAUGUACUAGUUCUUCUAGCAGGCAAAACAUUAACUGCAAUAAAAGCACAAUCUCUAGAUGGUCCGGUAGAAAAAUUAAUAUGGAAUGCAUAUCAGAAUGCGGGUUAUGUUACAGCUUUCGGUGAGGAUGAUAGGUUGCAACUGUUAGACAAUUUAGCUAGUCAGUUAAAUAUAAAACCGACAGAUCAUAAAUUACAGCCCAUCUAUCGCAUCGAUCACAGACGUAUAGGCAACUAUAUGUGUACAAUGAAACUACCAUCCGGUAUUCACUUACUUGAUUACGCUCAUCAAUUUGUCGAUUUAUACAAAAACAAAAACUUUUUCGGAUUUUUUUGGCUAAGCUCUUAUACCCAACAUUAUGAUGGCAUGCCUUCGCUAAUCGACUCGGAGAUAGCACAGUUAUUUGGAAACAUAAAAAAUAUUGGCGUGCUCAACAAUACUUUUGUAAUAUUUUUAAGUGAGACCGGUAUGAAGUCAGCCAAUUCGAAGUCAUCAAUAGCAUCGUAUUACGAAGAGCGGUUGCCAAUGUUAUUCAUGUGGGUGCCAUUAGAAUUUAGAAAAAAAUACAUAAAUGAAUAUAACAACAUAAAAUCCAAUCAGAUUGUUUUAGUAACCCCUUAUGAUAUUAAUCAGACUUUAAAAGACAUUUUGGAAUCCAGGGUAAAAUUAACCAAUAAUAGUAUAUCCAAUACAUGUCCCAAGUGUAAUGGUCUCUUUAAAAAGAUAUCUUUAACGAGAACAUGCACAGGCGCGGGUAUCGACGAAAAUGUUUGCACUUGCCGAGAUUACUCUACUCCUCCCUACAACAAUUUCAAUGUGCAAACUAGUUUGGAGUUAGCAGUCUCUUAUAUUAAAAACAGGGCUAGAUCUGUACAAACAAUAACGUGCAUGAUUUGCGAAGAAAUGGAACUAAACAGCGUAAUCAGCGUGCAUUCCUAUUUUUAUUCCAACCAAACGUACUACGUAUUGGCAAUUCAAAUGCAACCGAGGAACAUGAUGUACAGAGUAACCGUCGUUGUACAAAAAGAUAAUUUUUCUCUUGUUCACCCGAUAAACAGUUUAACUCCACCUGUAACUGGAAGAUGCGCCAUUAGAACGGAGGACACUAUGUAUUGUGCUUGUAAUGUGACUUUUUGUAAUAUUCAAUCAUCGGACUCACCCCCACCACAAUAAUUAAAAUGUGACAUUUUCUUUUAAUGACUCAUAUAGUGAACCAUAACCAUGGUUAAUGGGAACAGCAAAGUUACUACUAUUAAGGUUUUAUUUUCCUACCUAAGCUGGUGGUGUAGAAAGAGCGUAACCUUAACUAGUAGGUGAGCUCAUGGGGCUAAAACCUGACGAUGUUGCUAACACGAACCAUAGCAAGAGCCGUGCUUCGCAGAAUCUACCACCGGAUCGGAAACGCUACCCAUUGAAAAGAUCCGGCGAGAAACUCAGUGGGCUGUGUCUGUGGGUUAAUUUACUCGCUGAGCCCUUCAUCGCAAGCGACGGGUUCGACGAGAACGAUGACCGGUGCUUGGGGUAACUAAAAGCACCGUUAGUGGAUCGGGAGGAUCCGAAAUGACGUGAACUAUUAAGGGGGGGCACUUCUCAUGAAAUCCUGUUUAGUGCAGAACCUGCCACGGAUACCCGGAAACAAGAAAGCGAUUUAAAAAUGUACAUUGGUGGAACGUCACAUAAACAAAACAAAAAACCUUCUGGAGCUCAUCAGUUCCAGCAAUAUAUCAUAUGGAAAAGUCGUCAUAUAAAAAAGAUAAGUAUUUUUUGUUUUUUUUUUAUGAUUGAAGGAUUACUGGUGGCCUGGAGGCCUUUCCAGUUUUACCAGGACGCUACCAGGCUCGCAGGGCGAGCAAAGGCUCAACCAGGAGGGGUGGGAUUUGUUAACAACUGCCCGAGCGCCUCCGAAGGAGACCUAACAACUCCAGAGCAGCUGCUUCGCGAAUGAAAUACCGGAUCAAUAUCAAUAUCAAUCAAUCGGAUAAUCGGAAUCGCAUUCCACUGAGAAGAUCCCGCGAGAAGCCCAGCGGGUUGAUGCAUGGGUUAGGUUGCACGUAUAACUCGUUGUCGAGUUCGACUAGUAUGGUUACCGGGGUAGUUAGUAUUGUCUAGAUUAAUUCCUCAGAGCAUUCCAUGUGGAACAUUCUUUCGGUACCCCUGUAUAAAAACUCUUAUACCUUUCCAUUGUUAUCAGCGUUAUUUUAUUGUUAUACAUAUUUGGUAAAUUGGUCAUAUGGUACAACAAUAGACACCUAUAGGGGGUGCGCAUUUAUGAAAUCACUGUGAGACUGUACUAUUUAUUUUUACUGUAAUAUGUAAAUAUCUUAUCAUAUUUCUUUAUUACUCACUAGCGGCCCGCUCCGGCUCCGCUCGGGUCUUUAACAAAAAUUUCAACGAUAUUUGACGUUGUUUUAUUUUUUAAAUAAAAGAACACUUAUUGCGGCAUAAUUAUAAUAGUUAGACAUAUGCUGUCGCACCGCUUUUUGUAAAUAAUAAUGUGUUCUACAAAGUCGUAGUACAUUAUUUUAUUCUAUCAUUAAUAGUUUUCGCAGGGCACGCGAUGAAGAAUAUUUUAGAUAUUUUUUUCAUAUUGGGUUACAUUAUUAGAGUUUUAGUAAGGAUCCCAAAUUUUUUUCAAAAAUAUUAUAGCCUAUGUCACUCGGGAAUAGUGUAGCUUCCAAACAGUGAAAGAUUUUUUCAAAUCAGGUUCAGUAGUUUCGAAGCCUAUUCAAUACAAACAAACAAACAAAUCUUUCCUCUUUAUAAUAUUAGUAUAGAUUAGAACUCACUGCCAACCUGGCAUAACCGAAACCUAUAGAUAUCACAAUAAUGAAAAACACACAGGGUCAUGAAGUUGAAGUCCCAAUUGCACUUGUUGUAUAACGGUUGUCCCACAGUUCAACCGGAAACGCAGUAUGCGUUAACAUUACUAUUAGCAUUUACAAGGGUUGCCUCUGUUCCUAUGCCAAUAUCAACUUAUUAAAAAGUUGAUCAGGUAAUUGUAGUAUUUAUAGAAACUUUCAUACCUUUUUUUAUAAUUUUUAUUCAACUAUAGUACAUACAUAAAUGAUAUAUAUGUAACAUUAAAUUAACUUACUAGGUCAUAUCACAUGUCACCUAAUUUGCAUAAAUUUAGUCAUGGCUUUAUUAAAUUAAACCUCUAUCCUUUCAUAAUUUGUACUAUAAAACAAGACAUAAUAAUAUAAACACACAUAUACAAUGUUUCACAGUGUUAUAAUCGAAAUUACUAAAAAUAAGAAUGAAAAUAUGAAAAAAAAAUUAACACACACAA